Prunus armeniaca (apricot) is the source of this 1011-nucleotide messenger RNA. The record is from the annotation of a GenBank genome assembly. NCBI's taxonomy places the organism in Eukaryota, Viridiplantae, Streptophyta, Magnoliopsida, Rosales, Rosaceae.
AUGGGAAGCACGAGCUGUGCUUCCAUUUCCAACUUGAACUUCAUUCGGAGUCGCAGCCACAAUUGCUUCCAGCGGCUUGGGCCAAUCAGAAACCAACUGGAUUCUGUUCGAGUCCACCAUUCGAGGAGGCCAAGACUGGAGCUCAAUGGUUUGCGGAGCCGGAAGAGCUUACGAAACGACGUAGUCUGCUUCGCUGUUGAUGACGAUUUGAGAGAGAAGCAGCAAGAGUUUGGCUCUGGGUCUGGGAUUGGCUCCGCCGUCGAGGAUAGGCCUGCUACUGAUGUGGUUGAUGGCUCAAAAGAAGAGAAUGGAAGUGCUAUUUACAAUUUUCUAUAUCCUAGUCAAGAGCUCCUCCCGGACGAUAAAGAGAUGAGUAUAUUUGAUCAUCUGGAAGAGCUGCGUCAGAGAAUUUUUAUAUCAGUUCUAGCAGUUGGAGUUUCUAUGUUGGGAUGCUUUGCAUAUUCAAAGGAACUUAUAAUAUUUCUCGAAGCUCCUGUUAAAGACCAAGGUGUAUCAGGAUAUUGCGGCCUUCUCUUGGGGAGCCCCAUCAUUCUGUAUGAGCUUAUAGCCUUUGUUCUUCCAGGAUUAACGAGAGAAGAGCGAAAAUUUCUGGGGCCAAUUGUUUUGGGCUCAUCAGUACUUUUCUACGCUGGUAUCAGCUUCUCCUAUUUUGUUUUGACACCAGCAGCCUUGAAUUUUUUUGUUACAUAUGCGGAAGGUGUUGUGGAAUCGUUGUGGUCAAUUGAUCAAUACUUUGAGUUUGUACUUGUGCUCAUGUUCAGCACAGGCUUGUCUUUCCAGGUUCCGGUUAUACAAUUUCUCCUGGGACAAGUUGGUCUAGUAUCAGGAGAUCAAAUGCUGUCAGUUUGGAGGUAUGUUGUGGUUGGUGCUGUUGUGGCAGCUGCUGUGGUUACACCAUCAACAGAUCCACUCACUCAGGUUCUUCUAGCAGCACCCCUCCUUGGUCUGUACUUUGGGGGUGCCUGGGUUGUUAAGCUUACUGGCCGAUGA